Messenger RNA from Pangasianodon hypophthalmus (striped catfish), 1543 nucleotides. RefSeq names its product cdc42 effector protein 3. The transcript has 2 exons. Bases 245 to 838 code for a protein of 197 amino acids. NCBI's taxonomy places the organism in Eukaryota, Metazoa, Chordata, Actinopteri, Siluriformes, Pangasiidae. The record is from RefSeq and is a predicted model, not a curated record.
AAUACUACCAACCGUCAGACCUGACAUUGGACCUUAGCACUCACAAGCUAGAAAGGACUAUGAACUGUGGAGAGUCUCUGCUGGCCUGAAUUUCCAGCCAGAAAUAUAAACCUGCUUUAAUGAAAAGAUUUAGAUCAAGAAUAAAGUGUUCCAUGAUGUGCCAUUCAUAAAGAACCCUUACAUCCAUUUACAUCGACUUUCAAAAAGGAACCCAUAUAUUUUACGUUUGACCAAAUUCAGUGGGAUGCCCCUAAGGACAACAUUACAAGGUAAGCCUCCUUCAGGGAGGUGGCCAAGGAGAUCAUCAAAGCGGAAAGAUCUCUCCGUCAACAUGAUCAGUCUUCCACUGGCAGAUUUCCGACACCUCACCCACGUUGACUCGGAUGCAAACAGGGACAGCUUUGGAGACCUCUCUUUCCUGAAGCAGGGCCACAGGUUGUUGCUGCAAAGCUCUCAGAGUGAGCAGAACCUGCUCCAGGCCUGUCUGGCCCCUCCAAAGCCUCCUCGCCUCAACCUGAAUGAAACAGAGUUGGGCCAGGACAGUGAUGAUUGGGAGCUCCAAUACCAGCCUUCAGCUGAAAGACGCAAAAAAUGUAACUCUCUACCACUUCUAGACACUGAGGAUGUGGAGGAAGAAGUUUACGAACUGCAUCAAGAAGAAGUCUCUAUCAGUAAAAGCCCUGGCUGGGGGAGCCUCAGCUCAGGUAGGGAUUCAACACAGACUGGUCCUGAGGAAUUCCAGCCAGAUGAAAUUGACACAACUUUCACUUUUAAUCUAGACCUGGGGCCCUCUAUAUUGGAUGACGUACUGCAGGUUAUGGACAAACUCCAACAGUAAAGGAAAAACUGUGCCAUGUGAUGCCUUCUAUAUUAAUGGAAAACCAAUGUAUGGACUUCCUGACUUCACUGGAAGAAUACGAGAUACUGAGUGGUGAGGACAUCUCUAAUUUGGACAAUAAUAAACAAAGCUUGUGGUUGACUUUGACUUUGUGGUUUAAAUAGAAUUUGACCAGUGUCAGGAUAAUCAAGAUUAUUAACAUAUGUUAAAUAUAUUAAACAGAGGACCGAUAACAUAAUAUUUAAGAUUUAAUAUUAAUAUUUCAGUUCCUCUUGCACUGAAACUUAUAAAUUGUAUUGUGUGUUGUGAAAAUACACUGAUAUUUAAUGGUUUUAAAACUUUCAAACUUUCAGGAGGCUGACACAAUAUUUCAAAUACACAUGUUCUAGAAUACUGCGACUCAUAAAGCAACUUAUCACGUAUAUAUUUUAAUUAUUAUUAUAUAUAAUUAUUAUAUUACAAUUCAAUUAUAACAAAAAAAUUACAUUCAAACUAUAAUUUUAAGAAUGCUGAAUGUAUUGUUUUUAUUAAUUAGGAUGUUUAUUGAUGUGUUAUGAAAAAAAUUCUUUUGUUAAAUCUUUUGUUAUUUAAUGUUUCAGUAUUUUAGAGGAGUAGUCCCAGUAAUCCCACCAAAGUCAAUAGCACAGACUGCACAUAAAAUCUCUUGUCAAUGGGAAAGAAUUAAAGCUGUAUCACCUAAACACA